AUGCAUAAUGCUCCCUUCCACUUUUCCAUUCCAGAGCUUGGCGAUGCCCAGUCGCCAUCUUCCGCCCACUUCCACCAUCGCAUGAGCAUCGGAAGCUCAGGCCCGCUGCCGAAUCAACUCCAUCCAGGAAGCAUCGGCGACUCUGAUGCCACCAGUCCCGUGAGCGGCCAGGAUCCAGGAUCCGUGGGUCCUCACACGAACGCUUCAACCGGCCCGCCAGGCCUAGACGAUCAGAAAGACAAGAACGACCCAACACCGGCAUGGGCAGAACUCAAGACCAAGGCAGGCAAGGAGCGAAAGCGACUACCUCUAGCCUGCAUUGCUUGUAGACGCAAGAAGAUUCGUUGUUCGGGCGAGAAGCCUGCUUGCAAGCAUUGUCUUCGUUCUCGCAUUCCCUGCGUAUACAAAGUCACCACCAGAAAGGCCGCUCCCAGGACCGACUAUAUGGCAAUGCUGGACAAACGAUUGAAGAGAAUGGAAGAGCGUGUCAUCAAAAUAGUGCCAAAGGAGGAUCAAGGUCGCAUCGGGACCAUCGGUAGAGCUGUCGUCAAACCCGCUAUCCCGGGGUUGCCCUCGAACGACAAGAAGAGAGCUGCCGAUACAGCAUUCGGCGACGAUAUCAACGAUUGGUCAAAGUCCAAGAGCAAAGGCAGCGCGGAAGCUCGGUUGAGGAUAGGCCCUCAAGAACAAGAUGAGCGACGGUUGCUCCAAGAAGGAGCCGAUCAAUUGCCUUCCCACGAGCUGCAAAUCCAUCUGGCCGAAGUUUACUUCGAUUAUGUCUAUGGUCAAAGCUAUCACUUACUGCACAAACCAAGUUUCAUGCGAAAACUUGAGGUCGGACAGGUACCGCCAGUGCUUAUCCUGGCCGUGUGCGCCAUCUCUGCUCGCUUCUCAUCACAUCCCGACGUGAAGACGGAACCAGCGUUUCUACGGGGCGAGGACUGGGCCAGUGCAGCGAGGGAGAUUGCCUUGAAAAGAUAUGAUUCACCAAACAUCACAAUCCUCAUAGUCUAUCUCUUGCUCGGUCUGCACGAGUUCGGAACGUGUCAAGGCGGUCGAAGCUGGAUGCUUGGAGGUAUGGCUCAGCGCAUGGCAUACGCCUUGCAAUUGCACAAAGACUUGGACCAUGACACCUCGACACGCGCUACGGGGACUGGUGCCGAACUCACGUUUACCGACAGAGAAAUCAGGAGGCGUACAAUGUGGGCCUGUUUUAUGAUGGAUCGAUUCAACUCAUCAGGAACUGAGCGACCACUUUUUGUCAACGACCAAUACAUUCAAGCUCAACUGCCCGUCAAGGAACACUUCUUCCAAUUCGAGAUCCCAGGAACAACGGAAGUACUCGAGGGACCAAAUUCUGACAACGCUGAAAAUGCCGGACCGCAUACACUUCCAGCAACUGAGAACAUGGGCGUGGCCGCAUACAUAGUCCGGUUGGUGGCCAUCUGGGGUCGUGUCAUCCGCUAUAUGAACCUAGGAGGAAGAGAAAGAGACACGGAGCCUCUAUGGUCUCCCAAAUCAGAAUUCCAUGGCAUCAAGGAGGCUGUUCGUGAAUGGCAAAGUGGACUUCCAACAUGGCUCUCUUGGUCGCAAGAGAACCUCGAAACCCAUGCAAGCGAGAAAAUUGCCAACCAGUUCAUCUUCAUGCACUUGAUAUGCAACCAGAUCAUCUGUUUCACGAAUCGCUUCGCACUGCCGUCGCCAGGGUCAAGGUCGGCAAGCGUCAGGGAUACACCGCAGGCCUUCAUCACCGAAAGUGGAAGAGCGGCUCUGGAUGCAGCCAACCAGAUCUCGGUCUUGAUCAACGAAGCUAUGGACCACAGGGUAAUCGCUCCGUUCGCUGGAUAUUGCGCCUUUUUCUCCAGCACAGUCCACAUAUACGGUGUUUUCUCCAAGAACCCAGCACUGGAAGCAUCUUCCAAACAAAAUCUGGCAACGAACAUCAAGUACUUGACGAGGAUGAAGAAACACUGGGGAAUGUUCCACUUCGUCACAGAAAACCUAAAGGACCUAUAUCGCAGACACGCAGACGCCGCCUUUAGAGGCGCGCAAGCUGGCAAUGCUCAAAAGCCGCUCGAGACGAUCUUCCAAUAUGGUGAUUGGUUUGAUCGAUAUCCUCACGGUGUUAGCGGCACAGAUUAUGAGGAGCCUGUCAAUGCAGAUGUCAAGAAAGAGCCAGGGUCCGAUGCGGUAUUGGGCCAGAAGAACGAUCUUCAAAGUGUAGAAGAAUUCUUCUCCAAGUUGAGUCCG
Aureobasidium namibiae CBS 147.97 is the source of this 2250-nucleotide messenger RNA. RefSeq lists its product as uncharacterized. The transcript has 2 exons. Gene Ontology annotation, molecular function: zinc ion binding; DNA binding; DNA-binding transcription factor activity, RNA polymerase II-specific. Gene Ontology annotation, cellular component: nucleus. NCBI's taxonomy places the organism in Eukaryota, Fungi, Ascomycota, Dothideomycetes, Dothideales, Saccotheciaceae. The annotation marks the transcript as partial. Gene Ontology annotation, biological process: regulation of DNA-templated transcription; DNA-templated transcription. The record is from RefSeq and is a predicted model, not a curated record.